Plasmodium berghei ANKA is the source of this 14595-nucleotide messenger RNA. Its product is annotated as conserved Plasmodium protein, unknown function. The transcript is spliced from 2 exons. The record is from RefSeq and is a predicted model, not a curated record. Lineage: Eukaryota; Apicomplexa; Aconoidasida; Haemosporida; Plasmodiidae. The coding region runs from base 1 to 14595 and encodes 4864 amino acids.
AUGCAAAAGAAAAAGCAUAUGAAUAAAAAGAAGAGACAUAUAAAAUCUGUGUCAAAAUUUCAUUGCAACCAUAUGCAAGAUUUAUUACUUAAGGAAAUAUAUGAAGGUUAUAAUGAUGAAAACAAUGACAAUGUUUAUUUAGAAAAAAAAAGGCGAAAAAAGAAAAAAACGCAAAAUAAAUAUGUAGAACGAUUGAAAAGUUUAUACAGUGAAGUUAAAUUAGAAAAGUGUUUAAAAUAUGGUUUGCAAAAUAUAAAAAAAAUAAAAAAGAAAAAUUAUGCAGCCAAAAUAAUUUUUCUGAAAAUAAUAGGGAAUUGUUAUUUCUAUUUUGAGAAUUAUAAAUCCAGUUCUUUGACAUAUAUAUUAUUGUCAAAAUAUAUGAAAAGAAUUGUAAACAAAAAUAAAAUAGAAAUAUUUUAUAAUGCCGGUGUAAUAUUCACGAAAUACUUUUUACAAACAAAUAAUGUGUCUUAUUAUUUAAGUGCAAAAUCAUGUUUUAAUUAUUCUUUAUUAUAUAAUGAUAAAGAAAGUACGCGCUUUAAUGAACUUAUAUACAAUAAUAUUCGACGCAUAUUUAAGAAGUAUUUUAUAACUGACAUGACUAAGAAUAUUAUACAAGGAUAUAAAAAAGAAACAAAUACCAACAACAGUAAUAAUAAAGAAAUUAGUGAUUUGUAUAACAGUAUUCAUGAUAAAAACAAUACUCAUUCAUAUUUGCCCUUAUAUAGUGGAGAAAAAUGGAAUGAAUAUAAUUUUUUAGAUACAGAUUUUCCUCUAUGCUUAUAUAAUAGCAUUGUGUUUACCGCUGAUGUGUUUAAUUUGCCAAAAAAUAAGAAAAAAACGUAUCAUCGUAAAAUAAUGAAAGAGCAAACUUGGUAUUUUAAUAAAACAAACAAAUUUAUUGUGAAAAAUAGUUUUGAGGGUAUGUAUGAGCAAAACGGUAUGCAUGGAUACUAUAAUGAUAGUAAAAAAAAUUGUAUAAUAAGAAGGAAUCCACAAAAUAACGUGAAACAUUCAUAUAAUGAUAAUUCGUUAGAACCAUUAUCUUUUUUAUGUAAUGGUAAAAAUAAAAAACUCAGCAUGAAUGUAUACAAUAAUAAAUAUAUAGAUUCUUUAAAAAAUAGUAAUUUAAAUGAUAAAAUAUUUAAUAAUGCAAGUGAUACUUCUAGUGAUAUAGAAUCUGGAAAAGACAAUUUUACAAAUAAAUAUAAUUCGAAUAUAAAGUACAAUAAUAUUAGAGAAAAAUAUUCAGGAAAUGUGUCUUCAGAUUAUGAUGUUAUAUACAAGGGAAAUAAUUUAUUUUACAACCAUAAUUUAGGGGGAAUUAACAAUUUGAGCGUAGGAAAGAAUAUGAAAAAAAUAUAUAAAGGAUAUAAGAUGAGUUUAAUAGAUGAAUAUUCCGAUGUUAUAAAUAAUAAAAAUAAGGACAUUGGAAUAAUAAAAGUUCCCAAAAAUAAAUCAUUUGUGGAUUUUUUUCGAAGCAUGUAUGAAGCAUCUUUGAAAAAUAAAUUUGAUGUUGUUCUUAAAUUUUACGAUGAGCCUGAAGAUGAAUUAAAUUGGAUGAGUAAAAAUGGAUCAAAUUCUGGAAUAAAAAGGGGAAGAAAACGGAAAGACGAAAAAGAAAAUUAUAUGAAAACGCUAGGGGAUGAUAUUCAUGAUGUACCUAUUGAAUAUAAUAAUGGAAAAAAUAUGAGUUCAUGGGAGUCGGAAAAAAAAAAUUACACCGAUUCGUGUAGUGAGGAAAUAGAUUCGAUUGUAAUUAAUAGGAAUGAUAGCUUAUGUAACUAUAAUAACUUUCAGAAAGGUUUUCAAAGAAAUAUGACAAAUAUUUAUGAUAAUAAUAUUUUGAAUAGAAAAAAUGAAAAUGUGAUAAAAGGAAAUAACGGUUAUAAUGAAUUUGUUCACCUUAUGAAUUUAUAUAAAGAAAUAAAAAACGAAAUUAAUUAUAUUCGGUGUAAUUAUAAUACCAUGGACAAUAAUUUUAAUGACAAAAAAGAAAUAGAGGAAAUAAUUGUAAAUAAUAUUAAUAAAUUCAAUAAAAAAAGAAUAAGAGACAAGGUGAAAAAAUUAAGUCUUUAUAAUAAUUAUACGCUCUCUGAUGCUGCCGAUAAAAUGAUAGAUAAUAUCAACAGUCUAUUUGUUAUAAAAAAUUAUUCAAAAUUUUUAAAAAGUAUAAAAAAAAAUAACAACAUUAGUCAUAUAUAUUAUUUAUAUGAAAAUAUGUAUGGAAUAGAUAAAUUUGAUCAUAUUAACAGUAGUAAUAUAUUUAAUAUAUCUCAUUUUAUUAUCGAUAUAUUUUUAUUAAAAAAUAUUAAGGAAAAGGAUUAUUUAAAAAAAAAAAUAAAAAAAUUAAAGUAUUCAUUUAAAAACAUUUUUCAAUUUAAUAGUUUACCUGUACAUUUGAAAAAUAUCAUUAAUGAUUUAUCUACACACAAUAGUAAACAAAUUAAAAAAAAUGAAACUGUAGAUAAUAUAUAUAUUCAAAGUUUACUGAAAAAAAGGAAAAAAGAAACAGAUAUAAAAAAUGUUUCGAGUGAUUGUAAUGAUGGAAAUAGUAAUAAUUCUAAAAAGGGUGUAUCAAAAGUAAAUGAAAAUAGUUAUAUGGGCAAUAUCAAAAAAAAAAAAAAAAAUUUUAAGAGUGGUAUGAUGAAUGAUAGUAACAAAACUAAUGAAAAUAAUCUAAAAUAUUACUUGAAUAACAAAUCUGAAAUUGAGAAUGAAUUACAACUAAUUAUAGAAAAGAGGAAAGAUGGAAAUUCAGUAAAUCAUAGUAUUGAAAUAAGCGAGCAAGUUAUUAAUAUAGAAAAUGAGCAUAAUAAUAUUAAUUGGGAUGAUAAAAAUAUUUUAAGAAAUGAUUUGGAAAGCCUUUCAAGUAGUUCCACUGGUGAAUCCCAUUUUAACAAAAUUCCUAAAGUAUCAUAUAAUUACAAUAUGGAAAGAGAGAAAUUAUAUAUUGAUAUGAGAAAAGAAAAUAAUGAUAUGUUUGAUGAUAUAAUAGAUUUUUAUGAAUUUUUUAAUUCAUCAAAUGUUAGUUAUUUUACUAAGCAUCGAAUUGAAGAGAUUACAUUGAUAUUAUUUUAUCAUUAUUGUAAUAAUAAUUAUGGUUUUAUGCUAAAGGAUUUUUUGCUAAAAAUAUUUAUUUUUUUUACAUACAAUAAUAUUAUAAAUAAAAAAAAUAUUCAUGAAUAUCCAAGUUUUAUAAAAUUAUAUGGUUUAUAUUUAUCUAGUAUUAAUUGUGACCCCAUAAAGCACUUUUAUCACAAUAUUGAAAGGGAUACAGAAGAAAUAAAUAAUUUUAGAGAAAUACAUAAAAAAUACCGAGAACAAAAAAGUAUAAAUUUUACUUAUGGAAAUGAUUGGACAUCUACUGAUGAAAGUGAACUAAAAUCUGAUGAUUAUAUAAGCGUAAUAUAUUGCCAUUUAUGUAUGCUACAAUUAUUAUAUAAAUGUUAUUUAAAGAAAUUACACAAAUAUACAUAUUUUCCUAAUAUGAAUUUAGAAAAUAUUAUAAAUAAUACUUUUGAAAUUUUAAAUUGCCUAUUAAUUAGACAUAGCUAUAAUAAACAAAUUGGAGAAAUAAAAUCACACGUUUUAAUUAUUUUUUUACAAUUUUUAUAUAUUAAUUCAAAAUAUUAUUUUAAAAAUGUUACAUUUUUUCUUAAUAAAUAUGAUAUUAACUAUUUAGUAAAGAGUGAGCAAAAUAAUUUCUAUAGUGCUAAUACGGAGGAAAUUGAUAAGUUUGUUAUUUAUAAAGACAUCGCAGAGACUGUGCCUGGCAAUGAUGGAACUGACAUUGGACAAGAGAUAUCUGAAGAGACAGUUGGGUCGAUCAGAUGCGAAGAUGAACUAGAAAAUGAAAAAGACGCAGAGGAGAAACAAGAAGUAGAAGCAGAGAAUGAAACCGAAGAGGAAAAAGAAAUAGAAGAAGAGGAAGAAAUAGAAUCAAAACAAGAAAUCGAAGAGGAUGAAGAAGAGACGGAAAAGGAAGAAAGUAGAGGAGAAGAUAGCCAGAUGGAAAACAAUAUAUGCGAAGAAAAUGGCAUAGAAGAUGAUGAGGAGGGCUAUAAUAAUUCAGGAAGUGGUGAUAAAAACAGAGAAGAAUCUAAUGAUAUAAAUGAAAAGAAUAGUAGUAAUUCGAGAAGUAUUGAUGAGGGUAAUAAUAGAAGUAGUGACGAAUAUAUUGAUGACCAAAAUGGAAAGAGGGACAAUGAAAGGAGCGAAAAAGGGACGGAUUAUAAAAUCAUGAAUCAAAUUGAAAACCGAAGUGAAAAAAUAAGUAGCACUAGAAGUAGCUCGAAAAGUGAUGAGGAGAACAGUGGAAGAAGUAGUGAAUUUAGUAGUAACGAAAUGAGCUAUUAUAUUAAAGAAGCAAAUAGUUACAGCAAUGAGGCUAGCAAAAGCAACGAAGUAAGCAAUAGUAGUAGUGUGCUAAGUGUAGAAAGAAAUACAAUAAAUUGUGAUAGUAGCGAACAUGUCUAUAAUAAAGAUUUUGCAAAAGAGAACAUUAUUAUGGAUAAUAUGAAUUAUGAAAUGACAAAAUUUGAAAAAUUUCAAAAGUUCAUAACACGGCUUGAUGAAAAUAUAAAUAUAACAUUUUCGUCGUUUUUAAAAUGCUAUAAUAAAUGUUUUUUAAUAUUAAAUUUAGGCAUUCACCAACAUGAGAUAUUAAGGAAAAUAAUACGUCGAAAAAUAAAAAAGAUAAAAAACUAUUGUAAUAGUUUAUAUAGUAUAUUAAAAAUAAAGAAGUUACCAAUUAACAAUAAUUAUAAUUUUGUACUUGAUGAAAUAAAUUAUAAUCUGCUUAAUAAAAAUAUUUUUUCAAAACCAUCUUUUUUUAAAGUUUUAAAAGAAGACAAAUAUGUUUUUGAAUUGUAUAAAUAUGACAGCAGUAAUUUAAGAAAUAUGUAUGAAGAGAAUAAAAAUAAAUAUGGCAAUGGAAACCGUAAAUAUAUCCCAGAUGAAAAUAAUUUGUUUAAAAUAUUACUAUUAUAUAAAAAUACAAAAAGGGAUAAAUACAUGAGAAAAAAAGUAAGUAUUGCUAAGAAGCGUUAUAUCGUAUUAUUGAACUCUUAUGAAUAUAUUAAAAAAUUGAUAUGCAAUGAAUUAAAAAAAAAUGAUAUUUUAAAUUUAUAUAAAAGAGCUAAAUCAAUUGAUGAAAACUUUAAUUCAAGCAUUGAUUAUCUCCAUUCCUUAUUCGAUUCGCGUUUGUGUUUUCUAUUUUUGAGUUAUGAGCUUCAAAAUGUUAUCAUUGAUUUUUUGAAAGACUCUAUAGAUUUUAUAAUUUCUGGUGUUGAAAAAGAUGCUGAAGUAGAUGAAUUUAGAAAAGUAAGAAAAAUAUGUGUAUCUAAGGGAAUACAUAAGGAUAAGUAUAAAAGAAAUCGAACUGAUAAUAUUAUGCGUUUUUUUUUGGUUAAAAAAAUUAUGAAAAUUUACAAUAUAAUAUUUUCAUUUUUUUAUUUACGCCUUAAUUCAUUUUUAAAACAUAACGCAAAUAAGUUAUACAAAAUUAUUGGGAAACGGGUGGAAAAUGUUUUUUCUUAUGAUGACAAAGAUACUUGGAACACUUUGAACAUGUUCAAUUUUAUAAAUUAUAGGUAUGGAUGUUCAUACAAUUUUUUAAAUGAAAUUUUUACUUCAUUCCAUAUUUUUGUAAAUAAUUUGAUAAAAGUUGAUGUAUAUAUUCAAUUAGACAAAAAAUUAAUAGGAAAAAAAAAAAGCGUUAAGAAAAAAUAUAAUUUGUAUAAUUAUCAUCCUGGUGAUAAUGAUGCAUACAAAAAUAUGAAGACAGCGCCUAUGGAUUAUAACGAAAUACCGAAAUACCCCAAAAUGAGAAAGAAUAGCUGCAGAAGUAAUAUGUGUGAAAAAAACAAAAUAAAUGGUGUUUAUUUUAACAAGAAUAGAAUAUAUAAAAUAAUAAAUGAAGUGAAGAAAAAUGUGACAAUAGGAGGAAAGUUCAAAAUUAAAAAUGAUAUAUUAGAGAAAAAAAUUGGAACAAAAAUAAACAAAUAUUUCGGUUUUUUUAUUAAAAAUAAAAAUUUGAAAAAAAAAGUUAUGAACAAAUUUGACAAUACAUAUAGAGCACAUGAAUUAUAUGUGAAGCCAAAAAAUAAUAAACCAAAUAAUAACAACUAUACUUCAUUUGAUUUUGUAGAAAAUGCUGUUAGUUAUAUGAAUAACGCAUAUAAUAACAACAAAAAUGUGAAUAUUCAAAAAAAAAAAAUCAUGAUUAAAAAAAGCAUUAAGAAAGAUACAAAUGUGGAAAGAAAAAUCUUCAGUUUUCUAAGGGUGUAUCCGAGGUUUCACUUAUACAUAAAUAAAUACAGUAAUGGUAAAUAUGAAAAGAUAAAUUUAAAGAGACGAAAAAUAAAAAAUAUAAGUAGAAAAGUGGGAAGACGAGGAAACAAUAAUAUGUACAUGCCGCAAAAAUUAUGGUCUAAUAAAUCAUUAAUUAAGCAUAUGUAUAAAAGUAAAACAAUUAUUGAUAAUUAUAAUAAAUUAAACAAACUGAAAAAAAAAUUUAAAAAAAAAUUAAACAAUAUUAGUCUUUUUAAAUAUAUACCAAUAGUUGAUAAACAUGGUAGUAAAAUAUAUAGUUCUUUAUAUCGGACAUAUUCUCAUAUAUUAUUUAUACUUAUUUCAAUAUUAUAUAUAGAAAACUAUAACAUUUUACAUAUUCGAAAAAAUCAUGACUUAUUUAUGAAUAACGAUAUAUAUAAUACAUAUUAUAUAUUUGUGCACAUUUCAAGUAGUAUUAUAUUAUUAUUAUCAUCCCCUUUGCGUACAUAUCUACACUUUAAUCCGUCUGUUGGAUCCAAGAGGAUAAAUAUUUCAACGAAAAGAGGAAUAACUAGAAGCAUGAACAGCCAAAAAAUUUAUAGAAAUGAAUUCCAGAAUAGUAACAUAUCAAUAGCGAAAGAUGAACAAGAGAAGAAAAUAAAAGGGCAUAUGGAGGAAUGUAAUAUAUAUGUAAACACUUUACUGUGUUUUAGCUAUACUAAUAUUUUAUUGAUAUCUAAAAAGGGAAAUAAUAAGGGAAAUAAAAUAAAAAGAAAUAAAUAUAUAUACGCAUUUUGUAAUUUAAUAGAAAAUAUAUUACAAAAUGUUAUGUUUUUUUAUGAAUUGUAUAAUAGUGCAAAAAAUGGAAAUGAUAUUUUAGAAGUAGAUGAUAAUUUUUCAAAGUUAAAUAAAAUGUGUAAAGAAAAUAACUUAAUAGAAAACUAUAUUCCCAUAAAAAAUGCAUUAAUUUUUCACUCAUUAUUUAAAUAUAUAAUACCAGACAAAUAUUGUAACUAUUUCAAUAUAAGGGAGUCAGAAUUAUAUAAUAUGAAAAAAUGCUCACUUAAUUUAUUUUAUUUUUCUUUAAAUAUAUUAUUAACAACAUUUAACACAGAUAUUUCUAUAAAUAUAGAAAGGUGCUUAUAUAAUAUUAACUAUUUUUGCUAUGAAAAAUUAUAUUAUGAAAUAAUUUUGAGUAAUGUAAAAAAAGUCAUAAAAGGAUUAAAACUUGAUAAUAGAAAAUCGUCUUUUAAUUGUAUAUAUUCAUGUGUGUUGUAUUAUUUGCAUAAAUAUGGAAAAAAUUGUACCAAUUCAUUAAAGGUGGAAACAAGCCAUAACAAUAUAGAACAACGAAAAAAAAAUGAUAAUAGUAAUUGCAGACCUCAAAAAUAUUCCCAAUUACAAGAUUCAGUUUCUUCACUAUAUAAUAAAAUAAAUGAAGUAAAUAAUAUAUUGCACGUGUAUAAAGAUAAUAGCAUAAACGAUGAUGAAAGUGAUGUAGGACGUGAUGUAAAAGGCCAAUCCUAUUUAUGCACAUAUGGGAAAAAAGAAAACGCAAUUUUCGAUAAUGCUAAUACUAAUUACGGCUGUAAAAAUGGAAUACAUGAAUUAAACAAUAGAGAAAAGAUGAAUCGAAGAGAAGUACUUUCUAAAAUAAUAUAUGAUAUGGUUGAACCAUAUAUUGAUAUAAAACAUAUAGAAGUGUAUAACAAAAUAUACAGAAGUCAUGAUUCUAUUAAUAGUCUUAUUAAUAUUUGUUUUUCGUUUUUAUUUAAUAAUUUAUUAUUUUUAAAACCAGUUUAUCCUUUUGAUAUUCCAUCUAAGGAUAAAAAUGAAAAUGAAAUAAAUGAAAAAAAAAAUAAUAAUAAAAUAACAAAUUAUAAUUUUGAUAUAUUUAAUAUCAAAAUGGAUAAAAUGAAAGCAUCAGAAUUAUUUUUAUCGUUAUACAUUCAUAAAUAUAUGCAUAGCAUUUCUUUGGAUAUCAAAAAGCUAGUUGAUUAUAACAUGUUUAUGAACUUAUUUUUUUGGAUGUCAAAUAAAAUGCAUACUACAAUUAAUCAUAGGAAUUAUGUUUAUCUCAAUUAUUCAUUUUAUAAUGUCUAUUACAAAUUUAACGAAUACAAUGUUUUGCAGUUUCUGGUAAAUUUCAAGAGGUCCAAAAGCGAAGGAAAGGAAUUUAUGAUGUCGUUUGUGAAGAUGUUUGAAAAACUUAUUUCUCUAGGUAGCGAUUUAAGUUCUGAUUUUGCAGAUCCGCUAGCAUAUAACGUAUAUUUGGAUUAUAUGAAUGAUUUGUUUUUAAAUGAUGAUUAUUACUAUGUAUGCUUUUGUGACUAUAUAAAAAAUACGUAUAUAGAAGAAAAUGAUUUGAAUCGAAAUGAAUUUGAAUUUUUUAUGACGGAAUUAAAUGAAUUAAAUCCAUUUAAAAUAGGAGAGGAUGUGAAGAAUAAAAUUCAUGAGGGUUUUGGAAUGAAUUACCUAAUUUUAGUAGUCAAAAAAAAACUGUGUGAAGAUAUUUGCAAGUAUAAAAAUAUUUCUAACGAUACCAAUAAUAUAUUAGAAGAUUUAGAUCAUGUUGAUAUAAAUUUAGAUUAUAAAAAUGAAAACAUAUAUAAUUUUGAGAAUAAAAAUGAUUUAAUAUGGGAAUUGAAGGAAUUACACGAGGAACAAAAAAACAAAAAAAAAUUAAUGUUCAAAAGUUUUAAAAAUAGAUAUAAGAUUAAAAUAAAACUAAACAACAACCCAUACUAUUUUAAAAAUAUAUAUAAAUAUUACAGAAACAAUUUAUUUAUUUUAAUUAACAAAAAGAAUAUAGAUUAUUUUGAAAUAAUAAAGGUUAUAAAUAAAAAGGGAUAUAAUCAUUUUAGUAACAUGUUUUUUAGUUACUUUAUACAUAUAUUGAGUGAAGUAAAAUAUGAUUACAGUAGACAAUACAAUUUUAAUAUUCAGAAAAUUAUGGAUAAAUUAAAUAUAGGUUUAAAGGCGUCUUUUUACAAUAAUAAAAAUGUAAUGUUAUAUUAUUAUUUAUUUCAACAGUAUUUUUAUUUGUACAUAUUUUCAGAGUAUAAAUAUUUUUCUGAAUUGGUUUGUUCAGAAUAUUUUUUACUAAACUUAUCUAUGAAGUCAGUAAAUAACUCACUAUACAAUACAGAUGCAUAUAGAAUAUAUUGUUUUUUGAAAUUUUUGUAUAUUAAAAAUAUAUUAAAUCAUACAGACACGCUUUUAAAUUUUUUGAUUUAUAUAUAUUAUAAAUAUUUCUGUUAUCAUUAUAAAGAAAAAGACGAGAAGUUUCCUCAUUUUAUUGACAUGUUUUUAAGUAUCCAUGAGGAAUCGUGUAAUAGCACCCUUUUGUUCGCUAACUAUAAAUCAAAGGAGAUAAAUUUUGAAGCAAAUCUGGAAAAAGGAAGUAUGGUUACAAAAAAUGGGUUAAAUAGUUAUAUUGGUGAAAUUAUAAAAAAUCCAGAAAAUGAAUCAAACCAGGAUAUAUCUACAGAGUCAAAUCCAGCUUACGAAUUCAAGCAUAAUGGUAGUAUGAUUACAGAUUCUAUUUCUAAUAUGUAUAAAAAUGAAGAUAUAAAUAAUGAAGAGAAUGAAAAGGAGAACGAAGAAAAAUAUGUUAAAACCGAUGAGAGGCGAAAUGAAUAUAGUAAUGCGAAAAAUUGUAAUUUGGUUUUAUUAAAUUCUCAGGAUAGAUUUAUAAAUAUAUUGUUUUAUAAAAUAUUAAUAAAUUUUAUAAAAUCAAAAGUAAAUACAUUGAACUCUAAGUAUAUAUUUGAUAAUGCGAAUUUUUAUAUUUCGUCUUAUAUUAAAUAUUUGCUUUUUUAUACAUUUGAAAAAAAAAAUAAAGUUUUUGGUAAUGCAUUAAAAUAUAAAUAUUCCUUUUAUAAUUUUAAGGCAUUAAAAAAAAACUUAAAAUUGUGUCUAUAUAUAAAAAAUUUAUAUUUAAAACAGGACUUGUUCAAUAGUAAUAUAUUAUCCUUCUUAAAUCUAGAAUCGAAUAGAACAAAGAAAAUAAAAUCAGCAAAACGAAUUUCAAAAAACAUGAAACAAGUUAGAGGUGAAUCAAUUGAUGAUUUAGUUCAAAAUAUAAACAUUUAUAAAAAUAAUAGCACUAUUUGCAAAGCUGAGGAGUUUAAUUUUAAUGAUGAAAAUGUUAUAGAAAAAAUAUCUGAGAAAAGUGAAGAAAAAUAUAAUGAAAAUAAAAAUGUUUGUAAUGAUAAUAGCGAGGAAAAUAAACAAUUAUUAAAUAUACUUGGGUGUAUGCAAAAUGAAAAAAAAUACAGAAAGAGAUUAAAUAUAGAAGAUGAAAAUGAUAAUGAUGAUGUACAUAUGACAAAUAAAAAAUUGUGUAUAAAAGAGGAAAAUAUAGAAUUCGACGGCGAAAUAAAAAAUAUAGGAGAUGGAAAAGAUGAACAUAAAUUGAAUCCAACUAUUGAGGAGAGAAAAGAAAGCGAAAUAAUGAAAGCGAAGGAAAUUAUAUCAGGGCAAUCAACAUAUAUAGCAGAUAUUAAAAAAAUUAAAAUAGAAAUCGAGGAAAAUAGUAAAAGUGUGGAUUAUAUAAAUGCUGAUAGUGAAAAGGGGAAAGGAAAUGGACAUAAUGGCGACUUAUCAGACAGUACACCUAAAGAAAGGGAUAAAGAAAAUUUAAAUAAAAAAAAGAAUGAAUUCAAUAUAGGCAAGAUAAAAAUAAAAACUGAAAAUGUUAAUGAGAUAAAUAAAUCACUAAGCAAGUUUAAUAAGGGAGAUGUUUUAAUAAAUUUGUUUUUAGAAAAAAAAGAAAAUGUACAAAAAAAUAUAUCAAUAAAAUAUUAUGUUAAAAUUUUUAAUUUUUAUUUAAAAAAUAGAGUUCAUGAAUAUUAUAUAAAUUCAUUAGAUUUUUCAAAAUUUCAAGAUAAAUCAAUUUAUUUGGUAUUUAUAUUUUUAGGGAAAUUAUUUAAUUUCUUUGCAAAUUCACUUUUAUCAUAUAUUGAUGAUGACAAUUUUAAGGCAUAUAAAAAAAACAAAAUUAUAGUUCGAAACAGAAAUAAAACUGAUCCGGAUUCACUUGAAAAAUAUUAUUCAUAUGAAUAUCUUCUUUUGCAUUUUAUUCUAAUUUCGAUUUGUAACUAUGCGGAUACCUUGUCUUUUUUAUGCAUGAGUUUUAUGGAUAUUAGUCACCUGAGGAAAGAUGAAGAAGAGAGGGAAUUUGAGGAAGCGCAAGGGGUAGAAGAAAAUAGGAGUAUAGAAGAAAACGAAGAAGCCCAAACAGAUGGAGAACAGGAUAAGGAAUGUGAUUCAUGUGAUAAAGAAAAUUCUAAAGGAAUAAAAAAAAUAGAGUUGAUGAAAAACUUGAAAAAUUUAACGAUAAGAAAUUAUACUGAUUUGUGUGAAUCUAACAAUUUCAAAAAAAAUAUAUUUACUUUGAAACCGAGUUUUUUAGAUACAAAUAUUUAUUACAUGUUCAGAAAAAAAUCUAUUGAUAUAAUUAAUAGUGAUAAAGAAAGUGCAAAGAUUAUAAUACCUAUAUAUAAAUUAUUAGUAGCACGAUUAAAAAUAUGUUUAUACAACCCUACAUAUUUUUUCAUUGCUUCUUUAUUUAGCUAUAAAUAUGAUACAAAGUUAUCAAACGUUUUAUUAAAUUAUAUCAAGAGCAGUGAUUUUAAUAUUAAAGACAUUAAAUAUUAUAUUUGUGAAGAAAAUAAAAUGGAAUCACAAUCAGAGUUCCAAUGGGAUAAACAUAAGGAAAUUAAUAAUAAUGAAAAUUCUAAAUGUUUAAACGCAUUGAAGGAAAAUGAUUCUAGAAAAGACAAUAAUAAUUUAGCUAAUAUCACAAAAGAUAAUCCCCAUUCUAAUCGCGAGCAAUUUGGAAGUAUAGUACGUGGGCUUUUUAUGAAUAUGAAAAAGAGAACCUUCAAAGUGGCAUCCUUAUGUCGUGGUAAUGAUAAAGAAGUAGAUACAUCCAAUUCUGAAGCAUUAAAUAGUUACAAUAACAAGAGUAUAAAUAUGAAUGCCCCAGAUUAUGUAAAUUAUUAUAAUAAUUAUCAUGAAGAUACUGAUUUUAAUUAUAAGAAUAUACAAUGUUAUGGAAAUCCUUCAAAUAAUACCGAAAGCGAUGAUGCUGUAGAUAAUAAAAUGGAAUUAUCGAGCCAAACGCAUGGUGAAAAUUUUGCACUAAAUAUAUUAAAUAUGAAUAAGGAAAAUUCAGCAUCACCUGAUAUCAAUAAAAGCAAUAUUAAUAUAAGAAACGAAACAAUAGAUUUAACUAAGGAUAUUGAAAUAGAUGGAAAUAAAUUAAGAGAAGAAGGAACAUAUGAUAUAACAAAAGUAAAAGUGGUAAUAAAUAAUAUUGUAAUAAAAUAUAAGGAUGUUAUUAAUGAUAUAAUUGAAGGAUUAGAUUUUAUAUCAGAAAAUAAAAAUUGUGAAAAUUAUAAUUUUCAUGCUGCUUAUCAUGCAUGUACAUAUUAUUUUUUGCGAAAAAAUUAUGAUAAAUGCAUACAUUAUAUGAAAGUUUUUGUUAUAAAGGGAGCAUUUAAAGUUUGUAAAAUCGAUUCAAUAUACCCAGAUUAUUACAAUUUAUAUUGUAAAAGAAUACAAAGACGUGAGUUUUGUAUAAUUAAAUAUUGCACUCUUAUUUUAGAAGUAAGUAAAAGUGUUUUAACAAAUCUUCUGUUAAAAAUUAACGAUAACAUAUGCUUAGAAUAUAAGAAAUUGCAAGGAAAUAUAUGCUCUGAUAAUUUAAAUGUCGAAAUUAAAAAAAUUUUAUUAGAGGAAAAGUUAUUAAAUAUUAAUAAGGAUGAACAAAAUAAGGAAAACACGAAAGAGUCAAAUUUUGGUAAUAAUAUACCUGACCAAGUAAUGGAUGAUAAAAUUGAUACGAAUAUAAUUCAAGACGAUAGUAAUACAGGGAAAGUGAAAGAAAAUAACGAUGAAAUAAAUUCCCAGAAUAAAGAUACAAAUAUUGAAGAAUGUGACACUAAAGAAAACAGUAUGAACUUAAAUGAUAAAAACAGUAGUGAUGGAGUAUAUUGUAAAAAAAAAACAGAAGACUAUGAAAACGAUCAAAAAGAGAAUAAAUUAUUAAGUAAAGAAAAUAAAUGGGUGUAUUUAGGUUUUGAAAACUUAAACCAUUUAAAUGAAAUUUAUGAUGUAUUAAAAAUAUUAUUUGAAAUAUAUAUACAUAUAGGCAAAAAAAUAAAAAGAUUUAACGACUUCAAAAUAUUAGAAGAUGCUACAGCUAUAUAUGGAUAUAAUAUAUCAAUUGUUAAUGUCCUUUUCACACUUAUUAUUGAGCACUUAUGUUUUAUUUUCGAAGUUCUAUGUUAUUUUACACCACAUGUAUUAGUAUAUCCAAUUAUUUUACUCUUUGGAAGUGAGCUAACAAAUGAUGAUAAUCUUGAGGAAAGUAUAGUUAUUGACAACAAUUCUCACUCGAAAAUUGAAAACAAAAAUAAUAAUAGUAACAAUUAUUUUUACUUAAAUAAAGCAGCGCAUAAUGAAGAAAUAAUGUACAAUAAUAGCGCAUGUGCAACCAUGGACUUACGAAUUUUUAAAUUGUUUAGAGAAUUUAUAGCAAACAAAUCCGCAAUUUUUCCGUCUGAUUUAUCUACAAAAAUGCAUAGUGUGUUUUUAUUACUAUGUAAGAAAUUGUUAUAUUAUCAAAAUAGUGAACAAGACAUGAUAAAAAACAUACAUAAUUAUCAUAUUAAAGGAAAUAAAAAAAAAAAAAAAAGUGUAAUGAAAUUUGUUACAGACGCAAUGAAUAAUCCUUAUAAAACCAAACUUUCAGAUUUUCUAAAUUUAAUGAAAAAUCGUAAAUUUUUAAAUUGUAAAAGUUAUAUAAAAUGUGAAAAUAUUAAAUUUUUAUCAGGUAAAUUGGUUUAUAAUAGUAAAGAUACUGAUAUAAAUAAAAAUUCUUCCGAAAUUAUUCAAUUAGAUGUUACAAGCGAAAAUAAUAACAAUCCAAGUAUAGAAAACACACUACCUACUUUGGGUAAUACAACGAACAAUUUAAAUAAUAAAGUGAAUUCAGAUUUAUUGCAAAGUAAUGAUUCACUAACUAUAGAAAAAGAUAAUGAAAUUUCUAUGUACUAUAUUAAGUUGCAUAACGAUAUGAAUAUAUGCUUAUAUGACGACUUUGAUAUUUUUAAUGAAAUUCGAACCAAGAACGAAGCAUUAAAUUAUGUCAAUUCAAUGCUAACAGAUAAAAACCUAGGAUCGAAAAAAAUGGAUAAUAGUAACUUGAAAAAAAAGAAAACUAUGGAAUCGUCUAUUACAUAUGUUAAGAAUUCGAUACGAGAGCGAGACUUAAGAAGAUUAAAUAGGGAAAAAAGUAAAACUUCGUAA